This is a messenger RNA of Carassius gibelio (silver crucian carp), 3926 nucleotides long. Its product is annotated as cGMP-dependent protein kinase 1. NCBI's taxonomy places the organism in Eukaryota, Metazoa, Chordata, Actinopteri, Cypriniformes, Cyprinidae. The record is from RefSeq and is a predicted model, not a curated record. The transcript has 18 exons. The coding region runs from base 312 to 2366 and encodes 684 amino acids. Gene Ontology annotation, biological process: protein phosphorylation. Gene Ontology annotation, molecular function: cGMP-dependent protein kinase activity; ATP binding.
CGAGCGUGCUGCUCUCACUGCGCGCUCAUGGCGUUCCUCUCGCGCUCGACAGCUGCGACUGACGUAUGUGGACAAGAAAUGAAUUCCCUGUGAAACUUCGUCGACCUCGUCUCCCGAAUGUGAUCUUUGCAGACGCCGUGGGUGUUUCCCCGCUCAUUCCUCCGGUAUAAGUCAACCGAGAGCGCGCGCCGUUCUUUGGGCGAUAUUACCACGGAAAAAUACGACCGAAAGGGGUUUGUUUCAAUUACAUGACCGAAAACUGACCGUUCGCCUAGUUGGUAACGACUCCGUAUCGUUAACCGUGGGGAGAAAUGGGCACUUUACGCGAUCUCCAGUACGCGUUACAGGAGAAGAUCGAAGAACUGAGACAGAGAGACGCGCUGAUUGAUGAACUGGAGUUGGAGCUUGACCAGAAAGAUGAACUCAUCCAGAAGCUUCAGAAUGAGUUAGACAAAUACCGAUCCGUUAUAAGACCGGCAACUCAACAAGUCCACAAGCAGAGUGUCCUUCAAGAGCAGCAGAGGACCAAGAGACAGGCGAUCUCAGCCGAACCUACAGCCUUUGAUAUCCAAGACCUCAGUCAUGUCACCCUGCCUUUCUACCCAAAGAGCCCACAGUCUAAAGAACUAAUCAAAGAGGCCAUUCUUGACAAUGACUUCAUGAAGAACUUGGAGCUGUCUCAGAUUCAGGAGAUUGUGGACUGCAUGUACCCUGUGGAGUAUGAUAAAGAUAGUUGUAUCAUCAAAGAAGGUGAUGUGGGCUCCCUGGUCUAUGUCAUGGAAGAUGGCAAGGUGGAGGUGACCAAGGAAGGCAUGAAACUCUGCACUAUGGGGCCAGGGAAGGUGUUUGGAGAGCUUGCCAUCCUCUAUAACUGCACCAGGACUGCUACGGUACAGACCCUCACAAAUGUGAAGUUAUGGGCCAUUGACCGCCAGUGUUUCCAGACCAUCAUGAUGAGGACCGGACUCAUCAAGCAUGCAGAGUACAUGGAGUUUCUGAAGAGCGUUCCAACAUUCCAAGGCCUUCCAGAAGAAAUACUUAGCAAGCUAGCUGAUGUGCUGGAGGAGACUCACUACAGUGAUGGAGAGUACAUUAUUAGACAAGGUGCCAGAGGGGACACAUUCUUUAUCAUCAGCAAGGGAAAGGUGAACGUUACUCGAGAAGAUCCACCCAAUGGGACCGCUGUCUAUCUGCGGGCAUUAGGUAAAGGAGACUGGUUUGGAGAAAAAGCCCUUCAAGGAGAAGACAUCAGGACGGCUAAUGUCAUUGCUGCUGAAGCUGUCACCUGCCUCGUCAUCGACAGAGAGUCCUUCAAACACUUGAUUGGAGGUCUGGACGACGUCUCUAACAAAGGCUAUGAUGAUGCUGGCACCAAAGCAAAAUACGAGGCAGAGAAUGCCUUCUUCUCCAACCUGAAGCUGGUGGACUUCAACAUCAUCGACACUUUGGGAGUUGGAGGAUUUGGAAGAGUUGAGCUGGUGCAGCUCAAGAGUGAAGAGACCAAAACGUUUGCAAUGAAGAUUCUGAAGAAGCGUCACAUCGUGGACACGCGGCAACAGGAGCACAUCCGCUCUGAGAAACAGAUCAUGCAGGAGGCGCAUUCAGACUUCAUUGUAAGGUUGUACAGGACUUUCAAAGACAGUAAAUAUCUGUAUAUGCUGAUGGAGGCCUGUCUAGGCGGAGAGCUUUGGACCAUACUUAGAGACAGAGGAUCAUUUGAAGACUCAACUACACGGUUUUAUACAGCCUGUGUGGUUGAAGCCUUUGCAUACCUGCAUUCCAAGGGAAUAAUUUACCGUGAUUUAAAGCCAGAAAAUCUCAUUCUGGACCACAGAGGGUAUGCCAAGCUUGUAGACUUUGGCUUUGCCAAAAAGAUUGGAUUUGGAAAGAAAACGUGGACUUUCUGUGGAACGCCGGAGUAUGUAGCCCCAGAGAUCAUACUGAAUAAAGGACAUGACAUUUCAGCAGACUAUUGGUCAUUGGGAAUUCUUAUGUAUGAACUCUUGACUGGAAGCCCACCAUUCUCAGGACCAGAUCCAAUGAAGACAUAUAAUAUAAUUUUAAGAGGAAUCGACAUGAUAGAAUUUCCAAAGAAGAUCACCAAAAAUGCAGGCAAUCUAAUUAAAAAACUAUGCAGGGACAAUCCAUCUGAGAGGCUAGGAAACUUGAAAAAUGGAGUCAAAGAUAUUCAAAAGCACAAAUGGUUUGAAGGCUUUAACUGGGAAGGACUACGCAAAGGAACUCUCACCCCUCCAAUUAUUCCUGAUGUUGCAAGCUCGACUGACACCAGUAACUUUGAUAGCUUUCCAGAGGACAAUGAGGAACCUCCUCCAGAUGACAAUUCCGGCUGGGACACUGAUUUCUAAAAAUGAAACUUGUAACGUGCCCUGCCCUGGAGUGUCUCGUGUGGUUUGUCAGCGAAGAGAAGAAUGGAAGACGUCUAGCCCAGCUCUGUGACACCAAGUUGCCUUCGCACAUACUUCUGUCCUGCGAUGCCAUUGGGGCGUCUCAGCUUCCCGCUGCACCCCACAGCUACCGUGAACUGUCCUAAUCAGAAGGACUGGAGUCCAUAUUUCCAACAUGGCUUUAGAUAUGGACUCAGACCACCUCAUGCUGGAGCAGAUGUCUUAUAAAUGACCCCUUUAUUUUAUUGUUUUAAUUUUUUUGCUGUUUUAUGUUUGACUGAUUGCACGAGCAGUGGUUUCAGGUUUUAAGUCUGGGUCCUAAAAUGAGAAUCAUAAGUAGGGACCGUACUAUAAUCUGGAGUGAGUUUUGAUAAUGUUUCUAAGAUGCAUUUUAGGACGGAAUUUAGUUUGUGGUUACUUCUGAUAGUAUGACAGUUUUGUAUGAAUAUAGUUAAUAUAUUUGGUACAGAAACACACCAGUGUCAAAUACUUAAAAAGUUAAAAGGUAUGGUACAUAUGAUUAAAUUAAUUUCAAUUUAGUAUUUUUAUGCAUAUUCCUCUUAAAGGAAUAUUUCAGCCAAAAAAUAACAAUUAUUUUGGAAUCAUGUUGUUCCAAACAUUUUAGAAAAAAAAAUAUUAUAUUAAGUCAAUGGGAAACGAAACUGCUCUGUUACCAACAUUCUUCAAAAUAUCUUCUUUUGUGUUCCACAGAAAAAAAAUAAAGACCUACAGGUUUGGAACGACAUGAGGGUGAGCAAAUUACAACAAUAUUAACAAUUGUGGGUGGACUACCCUUUUAAACUCUUAUUUAAAAUAUUAUUUUAAGGCUUAUGAAUAUAUUUUCUUUUUAUAAUUGGAAACAUUUUUUUAAGACAAUGGAAAUCUGCUCAAAUAAUGCACCACUAGAGGGCAGGCUUUUUUUCCUAAAAUACACACUGUACUUCCCCAGUGGAAGGGCAAAGUCACAGGAUCCCAGAUAAAAUGUGGGUAAUGUGUUUAUGAAGUUACAUAAUGAGCUCUAUUAUUGAUACCAGACAUACAUUCAGAAUAUUUUCUCCAGACUUUUUCACCAAUAAUAUUCAUAACUCUACUUGACUCAUUUAAACAAUGACGAGAAGACUGCCUGUAGCUUGAACACAAAGUGCUGUGUUGGAAAACCAAUUAUGUAAUCUUAUUUAUUGUAGGACCAGGAGUAUAUAUUUAUGUAUAUAUAUAUACAGUGGUAAUAUUUUUGUGAUAUUUGUAGAGAUUUAUUGUCAGAGUAAAACCAGUCCAGACCAGCUAUUUUAGUUCUCUGUUAUCUUUACUUUUCAAGAUGGAUUUUUUUUUUUGCUUACCAUAUAUCUUUUGGCAUUGUUGAAAGUGCCUUAACACAAUGGCAUCCAGAAUUCACCCUGCUUGUUUUGAUGCUGCACGACUAGGUCAGAAACCUCAAAAUGUUCUUCUUAAUCAGUUGUGGCUUUUUUAAGGUACAGAAAUUUAUAUGCCAUUUUCUUACAAUAAAAACAUCUUUCAAAGUAA